AUUUGUCUGUCGUUACAGAUGAUUGAAACGCUUGUAACUACCGAAGCUCAGGAACUGCUGUACCAGCUCACAGCUCUGCUGGAGCAGGAGCUGCGAUGCCAGCCGAAGGCCUCUGGCCUGAGACUGAUUGAAUCUGCUCAUGACAAUGGCCUCCGAAUGACUGCAAGGCUGAGGGACUUUGAAGUGAAAGAUCUCCUCAGCUUAACUCAGUUCUUUGGCUUCCAUACGGAGACAUUUUCUCUAGCUGUGAAUUUCUUAGACAGAUUUUUGUCAAAAAUGAAGGUACAGCCUAAACACUUGGGCUGUGUUGGACUCAGCUGUUUCUACUUGGCUGUGAAGGCAACGGAAGAAGAGAGAAACAUUCCCUUAGCCACUGACUUAAUUCGAAUAAGCCAGUACAGAUUCACUGUUUCUGAUAUGAUGAGAAUGGAGAAAAUCAUACUAGAGAAGCUCUCCUGGAAAGUCAAAGCCGUAACAGCCUUCCAGUUUCUACAACUCUACCAUUCACUCAUUCAUGAGAAUUUAAGCUGCGAAAGGAGAAAGUAUCUUAAUUUUGAGAGACUUGAGACCCAGCUUAAGGCAUGUCACUGCAGGAUCAUGUUUUCUAAAGCCAAGCCUUCUGUCCUGGCACUGUCUAUUAUGGCACUAGAGAUAGAAGAACAAAAACUACUGGAGUUGACAGAGGCAUUGGAAUUUCUGCAGAUGCAUUCCAAGAUAAACAGCAGAGAUUUGACCUUCUGGAAGGAACUGGUGUUGAAGUGCCUUACAGAAUAUUCCUCGAGCAAGUGUUCCAAACCAAACGUCCAGAAAUUGAAAUGGAUUGUGUCUGGACGUACAGCACGGCAGCUUAAACAUAGCUAUUACAGAAUAACACACCUUCCUACAAUUCCAGAGACCAGCUCAUAAUAGGACUACAAUAAAAUGAAGAGAUGACCAUCCUGUGGCCUAGUUUACAAACUGCUGAAGAUUUGAGAAAUAAAGUCUGAAACAUGAUCUUAAUGAAGAACUCAACUCAUGAAAAGAAUAUACAACGCUUCAGACUAAAGAUCCUUUGGGCAAAUACAUUCUUUUCAUGAUGAUUACAACAAUGAAUAUUCAGUGUCAGUUUUUAGUUUUAUUUGCUAGAAUGUUUACUAUUCAAACAGCGAAGCACCACACUACUGAUACAUAGAAUGUUAACACCUUAUAAUUUGUAGAGCAGCUUGUGUAGUCUAACCUUGGUUGACUGUAACUGCAGGUGCUGAAUUAGGUAUUUAAGUUCAAAAAUUUGACUGAGUUUCGUGAGAGUAUACAACAUUAGGAAAACAUAAUGUGCAGUAGCACAGUGCUGCAGUGUCUCAAGCAAACUAAAGACCAUCCUGCUCAGUACUCGUGAGAGUAACAAAUACAUGUCAGUCCACCUGACAUGCUGAUCACGUGGUGUCACGUGGCUUUGUGUUCCUUCUGGGCAGGGCACUGGCCUUAAAUGUAGAUACCACACAGCCUCGUUGUUAGUGUGUAUCUGCUGUGUAUCUCAACUAAUUUGAGUAGAAGAGAUGAACCUUACUUCAUUGCGUUGUAAAAGCAAGUAGCUGACACUGCAUUAAUAACUUUGAUAUUCUGUUAAGAAGCGUAGCUUACUGAGACUGGGAAUGAUAUGAGUAUAGAAAUUUCAUGAUACAUAACAAAGGCCGAGGGGAAAGCACUGAGACAACUGCCUCACAUGCGAAACCAGUUUUCCAAGGUUCAACUGUACAAGAAGAGGUAAGUGCAGAUGCUGAACAGGUGCAUUUUUAUAUGCCCAGUAAGAGUGGGGCCGUCUUCCCCAUACUGGCCCAUAGGUAGGAGUGAUUUUGUUGAGAAACACUGAAGAUUGCUUUAACUGUUCUCUUUAAUGGUAAGCUUCAUAAAAUAUAACUGCUUUUUCUGAAGACUAGGUCAGUACUCGAGGAGAAUCUUAGUUCUGGUGCUAACAUGAAAGGGUUGAGAACGUGUUACAGUACGUAAGAGGGAUAGUUGUGUUGGGGGAAUGUUGCUGAUGACUUCUUGACUUCUACGUCACUGUGAAACAGUGGCUAUUAGUUGUAGCCUGUUAAUAACUGAUGGCCAUAUGAACUGACUUAGCAGAGAAUGAGAUCCGAAUGUUCUGAAUACAGCGUGUGCCUAGACGUUAGCCUACAAACCUGUCUUGUUUACAGUAAUAGCUGAUAGGUAAAUCACGUUCCUUGCCUAUCUCAAACAAACUGUAGUUAAACAUUUCACAAAAGAUUUCAUACCAAAGCUCUAUACUGGACAAAUCAUAAUUUCCCUUGAACUCAUGGGAAAGAAUGCACUGUGUGGUAGCUGAUUGGGUCAUGCAUCUUGCCAGCGCUGUCUGCACGCUGUGCUGACCUAUGAAAAACAUACAAGCGAUUCAUACAAAGAGGCGGUCAGCUUACUGGGAGAAAUGGAUAAAGAUGCAACGUGCAAUUUUAAUGCCUCAGUAUUUAAGAGAUGUACCUUUCAAUAAAACAUAUUGAAAUGUG
This is a messenger RNA of Struthio camelus australis, 2504 nucleotides long. Lineage: Eukaryota; Metazoa; Chordata; Aves; Struthioniformes; Struthionidae. The record is from RefSeq and is a predicted model, not a curated record.